AUGUCCUGGACAUUUGUGAUUCUGUUUCGAUGCAGAUCCUUGUUAAGUGACUUGUCUCUUUGGGAGAAGCAUCGUACUCGCUCACCAUGUAGAGGUAUAAAUUACAAUUUACAUCGCGAAAGACCAGCCACCAGAACUACGGCGACACACCAAGUCAUUGACGAUCGCCCUGGUGAAGCCUAUGCAGAAUUGAGCCGCUGGCUAAGCAGCAAUGUGAAAAGCAUAUCUAGAGUUUGA
Molecule: messenger RNA, 237 nt
Organism: Chondrus crispus (carragheen)
Lineage: Eukaryota; Rhodophyta; Florideophyceae; Gigartinales; Gigartinaceae
Exons: 1
Coding region: 1-237 (78 amino acids)
Source: RefSeq, a predicted model, not a curated record